CUGAUAUCAGCCAAAUGCGUCUUCUUUGCUUGCACGGUCGCGGGACCAACUCUGAUAUUUUGGAGAGCCAGUUGGCACCGCUUGUCAGUAGACUUUCAGAACGCUACACACUAGAUUUCCUCGAUGGCCCCUGCCAAGUCAAUGCUGCUCCCGGCGUGGACUCUCGUUCUUCAGGACCGUUCUUGGCUUGGCAUCGUCGCCACUUUGCGAAGGAUGUCGCCUCUGCAUAUGCCUACGUACAGGCAGUGAUAACUGAAGAUGGUCCUUACGAUGGAGUCAUUGGGUUUUCCCAAGGUGCUGCAUUGGCUGUUGGCCUGUUGAUUUCACACCAGCACCAGGCACCAACCGGAGUAAACCUGUUCAAGUUUGCUAUCCUUUUCUCUAGUGUGCUACCGACAGCGCCUUCUGGAGAAAUAGGAGUUGAUUGCACACAAUAUGUAGUCGACUAUGAAAAGAGUUUGCCUGAGUUCUUUGGGCUCUCAAGCUCGGAAAUUGCUGAUACGGCGUCGGCUGAGCGAGCGUACUUGUUUAACCAUUUAGCCGGAGACAACAAGCCGAAUGAAACACGACACACUGUUGACAUCCCAACCCUGCAUGUUCUCGGUAGAAAGGACCCAUUUUUUGACUUUGGUAAAGCUGUUAUAGAGCUUUGCGACAGUAAGAAGCGAGAGGUUAUACUUCAUGACGGAGGCCAUGACGUCCCUCGUUCACAAGAUUGCAUUGGCAAGAUAGCUCUCCUUAUGGAAACUGUGGCGGAACUUUCAAAGAUAGACUUUUAGCUAAUAAGCAAUACAAAUUUGAACAUC
Messenger RNA from Fusarium graminearum PH-1, 806 nucleotides. RefSeq lists its product as uncharacterized. The coding region runs from base 15 to 779 and encodes 254 amino acids. Gene Ontology annotation, cellular component: cytoplasm; nucleus. The transcript is spliced from 2 exons. The record is from RefSeq and is a predicted model, not a curated record. NCBI's taxonomy places the organism in Eukaryota, Fungi, Ascomycota, Sordariomycetes, Hypocreales, Nectriaceae.